Messenger RNA from Salarias fasciatus (jewelled blenny), 1856 nucleotides. RefSeq names its product WD repeat-containing protein 74-like. Gene Ontology annotation, molecular function: protein binding. Bases 133 to 1260 code for a protein of 375 amino acids. Gene Ontology annotation, cellular component: nucleolus; preribosome, large subunit precursor. The record is from RefSeq and is a predicted model, not a curated record. The transcript is spliced from 2 exons. Gene Ontology annotation, biological process: ribosomal large subunit biogenesis. NCBI's taxonomy places the organism in Eukaryota, Metazoa, Chordata, Actinopteri, Blenniiformes, Blenniidae.
CGCUGAGAUUCACGCGUGUUUCCGAGCCCCGGACCUGGAGCGAGCCUGAGGGAACCAGAGACACCUGGACCCGGAACGACCCGGACCCAGAGAGACCCGGGAAGACCCGGAGCGACCCGGAGCGCCCGGGAGAUGGAGGAGCGCGCCCGCCUGUGCUCCGUGUGGCUGGGCUCGGAGACCGGGAUCCUGAAGGGGGUCAGCGUGGCCCGGAAGCAGGCCUUCAACUUCUGCAACAGCAGCCACCUGAGCCGGGACCAGGAGGUGCGGGUCCUGGCCUGGGCCGACCCGGACGAGAGCGAGCUGCUGCUGGGCUCGGUGGACGGCUCCGUCAAGACCUUCAGCCUGGAGAAGGGGGUCUUCACGGACACGCGCCGCUGCGGGGACGCGCAGGACGGCUGCUUCACCGGGCUGGGCGCGCUCCCGGGGGGCGCGCUGCUCACCUGCGUGGAGCGCGGCGUCGUGCGCGUGUGGCGCGAGGACAAGUCCGAGCCCGUGACCGAGCUGAACGCGGGCGCGAACGUGUGCAGGAUGCGGCAGAGCCCCGUGAACGCGCAGCGCGUGGCCACCGGGGGUAAGGAGAACGGGCUGAAGCUGUGGGACCUGGAGCGGCCCGGGGGGCCCGUCUUCACCGCCAAGAACCUGCGGGACGACUGGCUGGACCUGCGGAGGCCCCACUGGGUCCGGGACAUGGCCUUCAUCCCCGACUCCGACAAGGUGGUCACCUGCACCGGACACCACCAGGUCCACGUGUUCGACCCGUCCACCCCUCAGCGCCGGCCCGUGCUGGAGGCGGAGUUCGGCGAGUAUCCGCUGACGGCGCUGGCCCUGCCGGCCGCCGGCGGCGCCGUGGUGGUGGGCAACACGCACGGGCAGGUGGCCGUGCUGGACCUGCGGAAGGGGCUGGUGCGCGGCGCCCUGAAGGGGCUGGCGGGCGGCGUGCGGGCGCUGCAGUGCCACGCCUCCGCCCCCCUGGUGGCGUCCUGCGGCCUGGACCGCUUCCUGCGCGUCCACAGCCUGGACGACCGGACGCUGCAGCACAAGGUCUACCUCAAGUCCCGCCUCAACUGCCUGCUGCUGUCCCGGCGCCCCCUGGAGGAGGCGGGGGCGGGGCCGGGGGCGGGGCCGGGCGAGGUGAAGGAGGAGCAGGACGAGGACGACGAGGUGUGGGCGGCCAUGGAGCAGGUGGAGGAGGAGGCGGGAAAGAGAAAAGCAGAAGAACCGGAGACACAGAAGAAGACGAAGAAGAAGAAGAAGAAGUGAGGAGCCUGUGGGGCGUUCAGGUGCCAGCAAAGUGUGGGACAUUUUUAAACUUUUUUCCUGAGAUGCACCUGAACGCCUCACACACACACAUCUGCCGCAUCGAGAAAACAAACUGGGACUUGAACGCAACACAACCAUUCAUACAAACUGGUGUGUGAGUGUGUGUGAGAGAGACGUCGCUCUGGUCAUGGAGAAUAAAACAUUCUUCAGUGAGUUCAGUGGUUUUAUUGCACGGCUGUAACUGAAUGAAAUGUUACAACAGCAGAGAGAGACAGCAGCUGUGGAACUCUUCAAUCUGGUCCUAAAUGCAGACUUCAGUCUGGGUUCUACUUAGAACCUCUUUAGAGUUAGUUCAGUUUUUCUAUCGUGUUCAGUUCUAACAUGUUUGAAACUGUUAAUGAGGUGAAACACCUCUUCAUAUCCCAGAAGAGCUCUGAGCAGGUUCUAGAUAAUGUUCUACAAGACGUUUUCUCCUCCUCACAUCUGUAAACUGUUCUCACAUCUGGAGAACAUCUCAGUGGAACAAUGUAACAUUUAGUGGUAGAAAUUCUAUUUUACGAGCCGCCGAACACCUAAAAUAAAGAAAAUAAACUUUU